GGGCACAGGGCGGCGUGGCCGCUGCGGUCCCCCGGUGCGAUGUGGCCCAGUACGGAGGUGCCGAGGGCGGAGCCCCUGCCGGAGGCCGGCCCGAAAUGGGGUGGGUCUAGGCGCAACUCGGAGUUUGUCAGGGUUCAAGCGCCCGCCCCAACAGUGACCAGGGAGCGGCCGAGCCUCGGUGGCCCCCGAAGAAACUCCCUGAUCCCAGUGCCUGGCUCACCGAGCGAGGUGGGCGGACGGCUCGGGACCAUGGCCAGACCGGGCAUGGAGCGGUGGCGCGACCGGCUGGCACUGGUGACGGGAGCCUCGGGGGGCAUCGGCGCGGCCGUGGCCCGGGCAUUAGUCCAGCAAGGACUUAAGGUAGUGGGUUGUGCCCGCACCGUUGGCAACAUCGAGGAGCUGGCUGCUGAAUGUAAGAGUGCAGGCUAUCCCGGGACUUUGAUCCCCUACAGAUGUGACCUGUCAAACGAAGAGGACAUCCUCUCCAUGUUCUCAGCUGUCCGCUCUCAGCACAGUGGCGUGGAUAUCUGCAUCAACAAUGCUGGCAUGGCCCGGCCGGACACCCUGCUCUCCGGCAGCACCAGCGGUUGGAAGGAAAUGUUUAAUGUGAAUGUGCUGGCCCUCAGCAUCUGUACUCGGGAAGCUUACCAGUCCAUGAAGGAGCGGAAUGUGGACGACGGGCACAUCAUUAACAUCAACAGCAUGUGUGGCCACCGAGUCCCACCCCAGUCUGUGAUCCAUUUCUAUAGUGCGACUAAGUAUGCCGUCACUGCAUUGACAGAGGGACUAAGGCAAGAGCUGCUGGAGGCCCAGACCCAUAUCCGGGCCACGUGUAUCUCUCCAGGCUUGGUGGAGACACAGUUUGCCUUCAAACUCCAUGACAAGGACCCUGAGCAAGCAGCUGCCACCUAUGAACACAUAAAGUGUCUCAAACCAGAGGAUGUGGCUGAGGCUGUCCUCUACGUCCUCAGCACCCCCCCACACGUUCAGGUCGGAGACAUCCAGAUGAGGCCCACAGAGCAGGUGACCUAGUGUUCUGUGGGGAGCUCCUACCUUCCCCACCCUCCGUGGCUUGCCUCCUGCCUCUGGAUUUUAGGUGUUGAUUUCUGGACCCCGGAUCUUACUUUCUGUAUCCACCCCCUCUAAGGGAUAGAAAAUUUCAUCCGAUUAUUCCCAUUACAAAUGUGAAAACAAAA
Acomys russatus (golden spiny mouse) is the source of this 1196-nucleotide messenger RNA. RefSeq names its product dehydrogenase/reductase 11 (gene Dhrs11). Bases 40 to 1032 code for a protein of 330 amino acids. The record is from RefSeq and is a predicted model, not a curated record. Lineage: Eukaryota; Metazoa; Chordata; Mammalia; Rodentia; Muridae. The transcript is spliced from 7 exons.